AUGUGCUGGAACCUCAACAAUGAGGAGAUUCAGAUCGCUGGUUGCCGCGUUAUCCGCAACCUGUCCAUCCUGGAGGAAGAAAAAGUUUCGGUCUGUCGACACGGAGGGGUCAAGUCGGUGGUCAACGCGAUGAAGAACCACACCAAGAGCACCCGAGUUCAAAUCCAAGGGUGUGCAGCUCUCAUGAAUAUCGCCGGGAACAGCAACAGCAGCGUCCCCGACUCCAUCAUGCACAAGGUUCACGAGGUGGUAGGAGGGAGCAACGCGAUCGAGGUGGUAGUGGACGCCAUGAGGUCGCACAGGGACAAUGAGGAAGUUCAGAUCCAUGGCAUCGCGGCGAUCCGAAACCUUGCAUGGAGCCAGAAGCUGAAGCUGAUGAUCGCGCCGGCAGGAGGUAUCGAGGAAGUGAUCUCUGCGAUGAGGAACUUCCCUCUCAACAGUCAGAUCCAAGUGCACGGGUGUGCAGCUGUCAAGAAUCUUUCAUCCAACGCUGUUGAGAACAAGAAGAGGAUCGGGGAAGAGGGAGGCAUCGCCGCCAUGCUGAGCACUCUAGAGCUCCAUGUGCAGAACCAGGACGUGAUGAUGCAAGCUUGUGCGGCGCUAAGAAACCUCGCCAGCUUGGAGCAGAACAAACAAACUCUGAAAGAGCUGGGGGGAAGCAAGGUGACGAUGAUGUUUGUGCUUUUGAGAUGA
Guillardia theta CCMP2712 is the source of this 693-nucleotide messenger RNA. RefSeq lists its product as hypothetical. Gene Ontology annotation, molecular function: protein binding. The coding region runs from base 1 to 693 and encodes 230 amino acids. The record is from RefSeq and is a predicted model, not a curated record. NCBI's taxonomy places the organism in Eukaryota, Cryptophyceae, Pyrenomonadales, Geminigeraceae. The transcript has a single exon.